AGCGGAGGCCGCAGCCAGGGCGGCGGGAGCGGCGGGAGCGGGGCGGGCGCGGCUCCAUGGCGCCAGCGGCGUCCGCCUGAGCGGCGCGGGCAGCGGUGGGCGGCGGGCGGCUCGGGCCCCGGCUCUUCCUCGCCAUGGGGGACGUGCUGUCCACGCACCUGGACGAUGCCCGGCGCCAGCACAUCGCAGAAAAGACUGGGAAGAUCCUGGCAGAGUUCCUUCGUUUCUACGAGGACCAGUAUGGCGUCGCCCUCUUCAACAGCAUGCGCCACGAGAUCGAGGGCACGGGGGCACCGCAGACCCAGCUGCUGUGGCGCAAGGUGCCGCUGGAUGAGCGCAUCGUCUUCUCGGGGAACCUCUUCCAGUACCAGGAGGACAACAAGAAGUGGAGGAACCGCUUUGGCCUCGUGCCCCACAACUACGGGCUGGUCCUCUACGAGAACAGAGCGGCCUAUGAGCGGCAGGUGCCACCCCGGGCCAUCAUCAACAGUGCAGGCUACAAAAUCCUCACCUCCCUGGAUCAGUACCUGGAGCUCGUAGGCAACUCCUUACCAGGGACCACAUCAAAAUCAGGCACCGCCCCCAUCCUCAAGUGCCCCACACAGUUCCCGCUCAUCCUCUGGCAUCCCUCUGCACGUCACUACUACUUCUGCAUGAUGACGGAAGCCGAGCAGGACAAGUGGCAGGCGGUCCUGCAGGACUGCAUCCGGCACUGCAACAAUGGGAUCCCUGAGGACUCCAAGGUGGAGGGCCCCGCGUUCACGGAUGCCAUCCGCAUGUACCGCCAGUCGAAGGAGCUGUAUGGCACCUGGGAGAUGCUGUGUGGGAACGAGGUGCAGAUCCUGACAAACCUGGUGAUGGAGGAGCUCGGCCCUGAGCUGAAGGCAGAGCUUGCCCCGCGGCUGAAGGGGAAACCGCAGGAGCGACAGCGGCAGUGGAUCCAGAUCUCAGAUGCUGUGUACCGCAUGGUGUACGAGCAGGCCAAGGCGCGCUUUGAGGCCGUGCUGUCCAAGCUGCAGCUGGCCCGGCCGGCCAUGGAGGCCGUCAUCCGCACCGACAUGGACCAGAUCAUCACCUCCAAGGAGCACCUGGCCAGCAAGAUCCGAGGCUUCAUCCUCCCCAAGGCGGAGGUGUGUGUCCGGAACCACGUGCAACCCUACAUCCCGUCCAUCCUGGAGGCCCUGAUGGUGCCCACCAGCCAGGGCUUCACCGAGGUGCGGGACGUCUUCUUCAAGGAGGUCACCGACAUGAACCUGAAUGUCAUCAAUGAGGGCGGCAUUGACAAGCUGGGCGAGUACAUGGAGAAGCUGUCCCAGCUGGCGUACCACCCCCUCAAGAUGCAGAGCUGCUAUGAGAAGAUGGAGCCGCUGCGGCUUGAUGGGCUGCAGCAGCGGUUCGACGUGUCCAGCACGUCCGUGUUCAAGCAGCGAGCCCAGAUCCACAUGCGUGAGCAAAUGGACAACGCCGUGUACACCUUCGAGACCCUCCUGCACCAGGAGCUGGGGAAGGGGCCCAGCAAGGAGGAGCUGUGCAAGUCCAUCCAGCGCAUCCUGGAGCGGGUGCUAAAGAAAUAUGACUACGACAGCAGCACCGUGCGGAAGCGCUUCUUCCGGGAGGCGCUGCUGCAGAUCACUAUCCCCUUCCUGCUCAAGAAGCUGGCCCCCACCUGCAAGUCGGAGCUGCCCCGGUUCCAGGAGCUGAUCUUCGAGGACUUUGCCAGGUUCAUCCUGGUGGAGAACACGUAUGAGGAGGUGGUGCUGCAGACGGUGAUGAAGGACAUCCUGCAGGCUGUGAAGGAGGCCGCCGUGCAGAGGAAACACAACCUGUACCGCGACAGCAUGGUCAUGCACAACAGCGACCCCAACCUGCACCUGCUGGCGGAGGGUGCACCCAUCGACUGGGGGGAGGAGUACAGUGGCAGCGGGGAGGACAGCGGCAGCCCCAGCAUCCCGGAAGCAGCCACUCUCUCGGAAAAGCGACGGCGUGCCAAGCAGGUGGUGUCCGUGGUCCAGGACGAGGAGGCAGGGCUGCCCUUCGAGGCUGGCCCUGAGCCACCAUCACCUGCGUCCCCGGACAGUGUCACUGAGCUCCGAGGCCUACUGGCCCGGGAUCUGCAGGCAGAGAGCCCCCUGCCAGCUGGCCCCCUGCCCAACGGGGCCCCUGCGCAGGAGAGCCCCCAGCUGGAGAGCCUCCAGUCCGUGGCAGCCCCCGAGGCUUCCUCGCCACUCGCCUCGCCGCUCCAGCAAAUCCCACCUGGAAAGGCUGUGGACCUUGAGCCUCCCAAGCCCAGUGACCAGGAGACCGGGGAGCAGGUGUCCAACCCCGGGGGCCGCCCCCCAAUCCACACCACCACUGAGGACAGCGCGGGGGUGCAGACUGAGUUCUAGGCGUUCACCCCCGAGCCUCUGUUGGACAUGGCACAUGGGCCACUCCCUCCGAGGCACUGGCAGGCUCGGCUCUGGGCAGGGAGCCCCGGAUCUGUGCCUUCCCGGAGGUGGAGGUGGGCAGGGCUGGGGUGGUACCUCCAGGGCUGGGCGGGGACGGGCCUAGCGGAGUCACUUUAUUGGGUUCGGUCUCACUUUGUUGCUCCGUUUUCUCUUCUGUGGGAUGAUCUCAGCUUUCCUCCUGGUGCUGGGCACAGCUGAGGGGCUGGGGAGUGCCCACCAGCCCCCCCGUUCCCUGGGUCCUCCCUUCCUGCCCUUCCUCUGUGGCCUGUCUCCCUCAUGGGUCUUGCCAUCCUUGGAAAGAGGGCCCCAGCCCUUGAAGUCUCUCCCCUCUCCACCAGGGGCUCGCUGGGACUGGGAAGAUGGACCCUUGAGGCCCAUCUCGGGGCCCCCGCUCCCUCCCCACCCCUCCAGGAUGGGCCCCAGAGUCCAGUUUCUUUUGGACUGGGCACUGGCCUCGCUUUCCCCGCUCCACGUGAGGGGUAGGAAUGAGGAGUCUUCAGGCUGGAGCCAGGCUGGGGGUGCAUCAUGGAGCAGGAUAGGGCCACGGGCGUGGGGAUGGAAUGAGAAAGGCCUGGAAUGUGCUGGUCUGGGGAGAGGAAGUGUGCUGAGGGGGCAGGAGCAGGUGUUACUGGGAGUGUUUGCCAGGCAGGUGAGAUGGCAGAGGGAGGGCUGCUGGAAGCUGGAGCAGGCCUUUGCCCCCUGCUCCCACCCGUCCAGCCUCAGCCUCCCUCCGCUUGCUGGGAUCCAGUCUCUGGGAGUCCUCUGUCGCCGCUUUUGUGCCCUCAUGCUGGGCUGGGCUCAGGGGAGGGUGGCAUGUUGCGCAGAGGCAGGGUUUAGUGGGUGUGGGUUUUGUCUUGUGCAGGCCACCUCCAAGGUACGUGCUGUCCACUGAGGGAGCUGGUGGGGCUCCUGAGGGGCGGAGGAGGGGCUGUGGCUCCUCAAGGCACCGCUGGUGGCCACUCUGAUCUGGGGUCAGACUGUGGCUUGGCCUCUGCUUUCUCUGAGUUACCAAGUCACCUCACUCUACUCUGAAAACUCCAGGCCCCAUUUCAAAUGUCCUUCUUCCUCAGCUUCUUGUUCCUGGGGUUGAGGGUCAAGCUGAGGCACCCCAGCCUGGCAGCUCCCAUCCCCAGGGGCUGGGACCCCCUGGCCUCCCCAGACCCCCUCCCCUGCUGCUUUGAGUGGAGGGCAGGCAGGGGAGAACCCGACUUCAGGGUCCUCAGGGUGGCUGGCGCCCCGCCCCCCCCCCCCAAUCCUCCGUCCCCUUGUUCCACUUCCCAGGGCCGGGGCCUUGGACCCACAGAACGUGUGGCGGUGGCUGGUGCUCAGGGACUCCCCAGUCCCCCCAGCCCUAAUCUCAAACGCCUCACUAACCUCCUCCACCAACACAUUCCGUCUUAAGAUGCUCUCUUCUAGUGCCUUCUUCUGGGGUUCUCCAAUCAUCCUUUCCAGAUAACGUAUUGAAAAUAUUAUGCAAACUGUUUAAGCUUCUACUAAUCAAUAAAUGCUUUAUAUAAAGCCA
Messenger RNA from Equus caballus (horse), 3969 nucleotides. It is a transcript of the gene NIBAN2, whose product is annotated as niban apoptosis regulator 2. The record is from RefSeq and is a predicted model, not a curated record. Lineage: Eukaryota; Metazoa; Chordata; Mammalia; Perissodactyla; Equidae.